AGUUGCAAGAAACCACGACCUUCUGCUGCACUGAAAAUCAUGAUCUGGAAAACUAACCUAGUUCUAGCCUUGUGCACGCUGUGUUUUAUGGAUAAGGUGAUUUCUCAACAUUGCCCAUCACAGUGUGGUCAGUGUCCAGAGGAACCUCCCAAUUGCUCUUCCUCUGUACCAGUUGUGCUGGAUGGUUGCGCCUGCUGCCCAGUUUGUGCCCGCCAGCAGGGUGAGAGCUGCUCCCAAGUGUAUCCGUGCCAAGAAGACAAGGGUCUGUUCUGCGACUUCAGUGCGGACUCAAGAACAGAUGUGGGCACCUGCAUGGUGCUUGAAGGCAACAAUUGUGUGUUUGACGGAAAUGUGUACCAUGAUGGUGAAACAUUCCAGCCCAGCUGCAAAUACCACUGCACGUGCCAAGAUGGGCAGAUUGGCUGUGUACCCCGAUGUAACCUUGAUCUGCUGCUUCCUGGUCCAGAAUGUCCUUUCCCAAGGAAAGUAAAAGUUCCAGGAGAAUGUUGUGAAAAGUGGGUGUGCGAUUCUAAAGAUGAAGUGGCUCUUGGCGGAUUUGCAAUGGCUGCUUACAGACAAGAAGCCACAUUGGGUAUUGAUAAUUCAUAUAUGGGUGAAAACUGUAUUGAGCAGACAACAGAAUGGAGCGCUUGCUCAAAGACAUGUGGAAUGGGACAUUCCUCAAGGGUAACAAAUCGUAACCGCCGCUGUGAGAUGCAGAAGCAGGUUCGUCUGUGUAUGGUGCGUCCAUGUGAGGAACAAAAUGCAAGACCUGUGGAAAAGCAAGGGAAAAAAUGCGUAAGAGUUCAAAAGUCUUCAAAAGCCAUACAUUUGGAAUACAAGAACUGCACCAGCAUUCACACCUACAAACCUAAGUUCUGUGGGAUCUGCAGCGACGGGCGAUGCUGCACCCCACACAGCACAAGGACCACACAGGUAGAAUUCCACUGUCCUCAUGAAAAACUCAUCAAGAGACCAGUGAUGAUGAUCAAUACGUGUGUCUGUCAUCAUAACUGUCCCCAGGACACCAGUCUCCUCCAAGUGGAAAAUGCAAAGUUUCCUGGACUAAAAAAACUAAAAAUGCAAAAAUCAGUUUAUGGUGUUUGAGUGAAAUUUUUGAGUUUAGCUGCAUUUCGUUUUAUUGUCUUUUUUUAAAAGCAGAUGAGCUGCAUUUUCACUGUGGUAAUAAGAAAGAAAAGAAAAAUACAUUCAGAUGUUUAUUACAAGACAAAUAGAUAUCAUAGAAAAUAAUUUUCUUUGAAUGCAAAUCAAUAUAUUUUUAAAAGUGGAUUAUAGAAGUAGGCGAUAAACCAGAGAUGAAUAGACAUUUUACACUGAUUUGUAAACUGUAAAUAGAUUAAUUUAUAUUUUUUAUUUUACGUUUUAUUUCUGUGUGUUUCUGAAGUCUGUUUUUUAGUGAAGAGGACUAUAUCAUACUAAUUUAUUGCCAAAAAAAAACAGUUCUAUGCACUUCUGAGUGUUUAAAAAAAAUAUUUGUGUACAUUUAUUACAAUAAAAUAAUAAGUAUAGAUAAGUUCUCUAUUUUAAUAGUUAUUACAAGUGUCAUUGUAAACUUUAAAAUUAGCAUGGAAAAAUUUUAAUUAUUUCAAAACGAGAUUCAUUUCCUCUUUUAAAGUGAAUGUCAAUUUUGAUGCUAAAGUGCCCGGUUUUUAAAAAUUCGAUUAAAAACAGGGGCACUUUAAUUCAUCAAAAUUUACAUUUCACUCCUGUUGAGAAAAAAAACUUACCUUUUAAUCCUCACAGCAGCUCCAGCUUCCUCCGCCCGUCGCAAAGCCUCUUCCUGGGUCUAAAAUGAGGAAUCCGGCUUCCUCCAAUCACAGCGUUGAAUCAGACACUGAUUCCCCCGGGGGGAAGCCGUGAUUGGAAGAUGACCUAUCCAUCAUUUCUGACAUCAAAAAUGGCUAGACAUGUGCGAUUCGAUUCGGUCCGAAUCGAAAUUCGGACAAAUUUGUCGAAUUUGGAGAUUCAGAUCGAUUCGAAUUUCCGAAUUGCGGUAGUGCCGAAUCUACCGAAAAAAUCUGAAUCGAUUCGAAUUUAUUCGGUGGAUUCGGAUGGCCGUGUAUUACACUAAUAUUGUACAGUAUACUAGUGUAAUACACAGCACAUCCCACUUAACACUGACUGAAAUUCCGAAUCGAUUCGAACCGAAUCGAACCGAAUUUUCCACAAAUCCGAAACAAAUUAAUUCGAUUUCUUCUGAAUUCGAAUCGAUCCGAACCAAAAUUCGAAUCAGUCCGAAUCGAUCCGAACCGAAUUUUUCGAAGCUGCACAUAUCUAGAAAUGGCUUGCAACGACCGGUGGAAGCUGGAGCUGCUGUCAAUCAAAUUUUUAAAAACCAGGCACUUUAGCAUCAAAAUUGACAUUCACUUUAAGUAUGUUUGGCUGCCGAGGUUGUUCGCACUAAACAUGUGCAAGAAUUAAUUUUUGUUAUUCAUUUGCGAAUCAGAUAGCAGAUUUAAACUAAAUCUGUUCAAAUUUCAUUCAUUAACUAAACAAACUAAUAAACUAUUACACAUUUUUUUCUUUUCGAUUCUCUAUUUUCGAGAUAGUGGAACAUUAGUUCAUUAGUUAUAGUUCAUGAACUAAAUUUUUUUAGUUAAUGUAUUAAUUGGACAAGAUUAUUUCAAAUGGGUUAUUUGUUUUGCAAAUAAUGAAAAUGUUUUUAUUUUUUUGCACGCGUCUAUUGUACACUAUUACACCUGAUAAGAAAAAUAAUUUAAAUUUAUUAAAUUCAGAAUAGUUGUACUUUUUUUUUUCAAUAUUGAAUCAGGGAAAAAAUAUGAUCAAAGCAUUUUUUCUUUUGUUUUUAGAAAUGGGUUUUACCAAUAAAUGUAAUUUUUCAAUAAAUGUUUUUAUGGAACAACUAGUUUACCCGAAAACCCUAAAAGGACAUUAAAAACCAAACACAUUUGAUACACCUACCUGUAAUUAUGGUUGCUACCAUUUUAGAACCAAGGUUUCACUCCAAGUAUAUUAAAGGGACAGUCUACUUAAAACAUUUUAUUGUUUAAAAAGAUAGAUAAUCUCUUUAUAACCCAUUUCCCAGUUUUGCAUAACAAACUCUGUUGUAUUAAUAUUUUUUUUUUACUUCUGUGAUUAUCUUGUAUCUAAGUAUCUGAAGACUGUCCUUAUCUAAGUGCUUUUUACAAACUUGCAUUUCAGCAUUUAGUGCUAACUUAUUCAUAACUCCAUGGAAGUCAGCACAAUCUAUAUGGCACACAUGAAUUAGUACUGUCUAGCUGUGAAAAGCUAAUAAAAGGCACUGAGAUAAGAGGCAGCCUUUAAGGGCUUAUUAAUCAGCCUAUGCGCUUACCUAGGUUUAGCCUUCAACAAAGAAUACCAAGAGGGCAAAGGCAAUUUAGUGAUAAAGUAAAUUGGAAAUUUGUUUUAAUUUGCAUGCCCUAUCUGAAUCAUGAAAAUUUAAUUUUGACUUUACUUUCCAUUUAAGGAGCGUUAAUGUGUAAACAGGUCAGCACUGGAAAGGGGUGAAAACUAGAUUUCAACAUGAUGGCACCCAUUACUAGAGAGAGGCAGGAAAUACACUAUUGUUUUAAAAUGUAUUUAGUGUUUUUUGUCACUUAAAUUCUCAGUAUAGUUUUAUACCUAUGUUUAGCUUUGUCACAUACUGUUUUGUUUUGGUGUUGGUUGUUACCACUUCAACUGGAAGGUGUUUAAAAAAAAAAAAAAAAAAAUAACCACUCUUGCUGUAAAAUAUAAAUGUAAUUUUUGCUAUCUUUCCAUUUUAAACUCAUGACCUCUUGUUUUGUUUUGCAAAAUGCUCCCUGUUUAUUUAACUGGAACUGGAAGGAAAAUAUAUUCUGUUAAGCAUUUAGAAGUGUAGAAUUAAAAAAAAGAAUAUUGAAUUGUAUUUCUUUAUAAAACUUAGUAUCACUCAGAUUCUAGAUUUUUUUUUUCUCCAGAAAAUUUUAUAUAUUGUACCAUAAGAUGUUUUAAAAUGUUCUAAAAUCUAAAAGUAUAAAUUGAAACCAACAUGCAAACUUAUAUUUGAAAAAUAUAUUACUGUUUAUUUCUUUAUUUUUGUAUAUAUGAAAUUAGUUCUGUUGUAGAAUAUUGUUUUUUUACAUAAGUGUAUAUGUAAAUAUAUUUUGUGAAAAAUAAAUGCAUAUCUAUUUUGAUACUGUAUGUGGUUCCCAUUGAUUUGUAAAUACUGUAAAAUAAUUGUUCCUAAAUUUCCUUCCCUUUAUCAUAAAGUAUUUACCAAUGAUAAACAAACAUUAUCACGCAAAGGGCUGCAUACAUAGUCCCUGAGUCCUCCAAAGAAUUGCGAAACUCUUUUAAUUAAUAAACUUGUUCACAAGCAAA
This is a messenger RNA of Bombina bombina (fire-bellied toad), 4344 nucleotides long. It is a transcript of the gene CCN3, whose product is annotated as cellular communication network factor 3. Gene Ontology annotation, biological process: cell adhesion; signal transduction. Bases 40 to 1107 code for a protein of 355 amino acids. The record is from RefSeq and is a predicted model, not a curated record. Gene Ontology annotation, cellular component: extracellular region; extracellular matrix. The transcript is spliced from 5 exons. Gene Ontology annotation, molecular function: integrin binding; heparin binding. Lineage: Eukaryota; Metazoa; Chordata; Amphibia; Anura; Bombinatoridae.